Molecule: messenger RNA, 2722 nt
Organism: Haliotis rufescens (red abalone)
Lineage: Eukaryota; Metazoa; Mollusca; Gastropoda; Lepetellida; Haliotidae
Product: calcium/calmodulin-dependent protein kinase type 1-like
Exons: 10
Coding region: 113-1111 (332 amino acids)
Biological process (GO): protein phosphorylation
Molecular function (GO): calcium/calmodulin-dependent protein kinase activity; ATP binding; calmodulin binding
Source: RefSeq, a predicted model, not a curated record
CGAGCGCCCCCUACAUGUCACGUGACUCGACGGUGAAUGAAAUCGGAAAAUAGUCGAGACAGUCCGAUGUGUGUGUAUUUGCUGUAGGAUCUUACUGUGCUUGGUUGGAAGGAUGCCACUGUUUGGGAGAAAACAAGAAACAGAGAAAAAAAAUACAAAAGAUGGGGAUAUACGGCGGAAGUACGAAUUCAAAGAAACACUCGGAACAGGUGCAUUCUCAGAGGUUGUGUUAGGAGAAGACAAAUUAAACAGGGGGAAGUACAUGGCAGUGAAAUGUAUUGACAGGAAAGGUUUACUAGGCAAGGAAGAAGCCCUGGAGAAUGAGAUCUCCGUGUUGAGGAGACUGAACCACCCCAACAUCGUACAGCUUGUGGAUGUGUUUGAUGACAAGACACAUGUCUUCCUGGUCAUGGAACUUGUGACUGGAGGGGAGCUGUUUGACAGGAUCGUUGAGAAGGGAAGUUACACAGAGAAGGAUGCCAGUAACUUGAUAAAGCAGGUCCUGGCUGCAGUUGACUACAUGCACACAAAGGGAGUUGUACAUAGAGACUUGAAGCCGGAGAAUUUGUUAUACUACAGCCAUGAUGAGGAUUCCAAAAUCAUGAUCAGCGACUUUGGGUUGUCGAAGGUGGAGGGUACUGGCAUUAUGGAGACAGCGUGUGGCACACCAGGAUAUGUGGCCCCUGAAGUGCUGGCCCAACAGCCGUAUGGGAAGGAGGUGGACUGCUGGUCUAUAGGAGUCAUAGCCUAUAUAUUGCUCUGUGGUUACCCUCCUUUCUAUGACGAGAGUGAUGCAGAGCUCUUCAAGCAGAUCCUGAAAGCAGAGUACGAGUUUGACUCUCCGUACUGGGAUGAGAUAUCGGAGUCUGCAAAGAACUUCAUUCGACACCUAAUGUGUAAGGAUGUCAAACAACGAUUCACAUGUAAACAGGCAAUGGAUGAUCCAUGGAUUUCUGGUAAUGCUGCCUUGGACAAGGACAUCCAUGCUUCUGUCAGCGCUCAGAUCAAGAAGAACUUUGCCAAGACGAGAUGGAGGCAAGCCUACAAUGCUGCGGCAGUCAUACGGCAGAUGAAGAAGCUGGCCAUGAGCAAGGAUGACGGCAAUCACUGAAUAAAGGGAAACCACUCUGCCAGGCAACUCAUGGAACUAGCAACCAGGGGGCUGGAGGCUCAAGGAUGUCGACACAGGGUUUCUGUUGUGAUUUGGAAUGUUGGACGCCAACUUGCAGAUGAACAGGCACAGGUGGUAACAAGAACACAACAUGCAAGUUGUCAUGACGAUCAGACAAUCAUGUGUCAGUCACACAUGGGCUGUUUGCACUGUCGCACAUAUUCGGCCCUGAUCACAUAGCCUCUGUCAAUAUGAUGUGUUGUAGCUCUGUUAGUGUCACUGAACCUUCACUAGUCUUGUAGAUAACCUAUAUUCCUAGCUAAGAUGCAUAAUUCUGCAUAAUAUUCAUGUACAAAACUUGACAAAGGAUACUUCAUUGCAAAUAGUUCAAUCUUUUUAGAAACAGAAUAAAUAACAUUGCUCAAUUAGUACAUAUUUUUAUUAGAAUGAUACUGAUAAUCAUUUUUCAUCAUGGUCAAUCAUUUCUAUGUACUUAAAACCUCCAUGACAUAUUCUGUCCAGUGUGCAGACCACAUUGGAUGGUAGUAACUGCUAAAUAUGUAAUAAACAGUAAUAUUGUAGAGAUUUUCAUAAUAUUUUAGAUACUUCCUACAUUAGUUUUUCAUAGACAAAUUGUUUGUGUAAAUCUAUUGUGAAUAUAUGCACAGAAAUCACAUGUUUACUUUCUUAUUCACAUGAAUAUUUUAGCUGUUGUAACAAGUUUCAAGGAAGAUACACUGUAAAAAUAUUUUGAUUUUCAGAACUAACUAGAAAAAAAUAUAACAAUUUUCAGUUCAGUUAAUUAGAUUACAUCAUAAGUUGUCAAACUGUGUUUUGAAAUUUGAUUUGGAUGUGACUUUUUAUCAUAGUUCAAAGAAUGGACAAUAACAGAUAAGUAUAUGUUUUCACGAAAAAGAAUGAUGAAGAAUGGUUUUUCCUUGUAUUCAUUGACAUGUUUCUUACAUCUACGAAGGAAAGUAGGCAGAUGUUUCUCAAUAUUUCAUUCAUUUUUUCAGUGUAGUGGCUUCCAUAUUGUGUCAAAGUAAGGUGUUUUAUUUCAUGACAUUUAUAUUGUUGUGUUUUGUGUUCACUCCAUUCUUACUACUUGUGCAUAAUUUUAAAGUGACAUAAUACACUUUCCGUGGUCAUUCCAUGUAAUCAACAGAUAUUAUCAAACUAAUGAAAUCCUUCACUUUUGUAGGUUAUUUUUAAUCUCCUAUGCCAAACAUUAGACAGCUGAAGUAUAUGAUAAAGUGUACAAUUUGUAUGUAUAUACUUUUUGAUACCAUUUUGCUAAAUAUAUAUAUGUUGCCAUAAUGUUGGAAUCAAAUGUUUUUAAUUAUUUUGAAAUCGUACAGUAUAGCAGUUUUAUUAAUGUUUGUUUAUGUGUCCAAAAUUUAAAUCAAAUAUCAAAUGAAUCAAAUAUGAAUCAAUAUUUGUUCCAACCACACAAAUCAACUCUACAGAGGUAGAAAUAUUUGGUUACACCUCAAUCAUGAUAAUACAUGGUGCACUUGCUGCAGCAGAUGGAGCCUUACUAGCGGCUGAAGGGUGACGGAUGGAUGUAGAUGGAGGAGAAACACCUAAGGGGUUUUGGGGGUGGGGUGGGGU